GCUAACUUCACGUUUGUUUAUCUUUGAUUUAUGCCAUCAGCUGUGUUGUAAUUUUGCUUUCAAAAUUAUUAAAUAAGUUCUUUUAACAGGAAUUUUUCGGAUAAAUUUCUGCACAAAUCAACUCAGUACGCUAGCAUUAACGAUGCACUACCAUAUUUCGUGGCAGUGUCUCGACCUUUCCUAACUUCUAGGACAUGAUCUAAUCGUUAUUUGGAGCAAACUGUGAUGUUCUGGUGGAUUUGUGUGUCAUGCUUAAUCUUAAAUAUAAAAAACAAAAAUAUGAAGACUCGUCACUGUCUGUACUCAACGGAGUUGGUUCAACUUCGGCAGUAACAAAGGAACGCGCGAGGAAACUCUCCGAUGCUGACGAAAGCCGGCUCAACGCCGCGAGACACUCACUCGUGCCCGCAUCGACUCAAGUUAAGACUCAAAGUUUGCCGAACUCCUCGCGAUCCUCCUGCGGAAAUAUCGCCACCUUGAUAUUCGAUCCGCUGCGUGUUCCGCCCGAAGAUUUCGCCACUCAGUUGGUCUUGCUCGACGUGCCGGUUUUCUUCGCCAUUAAACCGGACGAGUUGACGAGCUGCGCGUGGAACAAGAAGAAUAAGUUAACGGUCACUCCGAAUGUUGUGGCGUUUACGAGGCGAUUUAAUCAUGUCAGCUUUUGGACGGUGCAGGAGAUACUGUCGAGGCCGACGCCUAAGCAACGAGCCGACAUGAUGGGCCACUUCAUUCGAAUCGCUAAGAAGUUGUACGAGCUAAAUGAUUUGCAUUCUUUGUUCGCCAUUAUAUCAGCCUUGCAGAGCGCUUCAGUGUACAGGCUUUCCAAAACAUGGGGCGGCAUAUCAAAAAAGGAAAAGCAAUCGUUCGAUAAGUUGGCCGAAGUGUUUUCCGACACCGACAAUUGGUCCAAUCUUAGAAAACAUAUCGAAAGCUUAAAGUUACCGUGCAUACCUUAUCUCGGACUGUAUUUAACGGACCUUGUUUACAUCGACAUGGCUCAUCCGCACACCGGAGGUUUAGAAUCUCAACAGCGCACAUUGAAAAUGAACAACAUCCUUCGCGUCAUCUCCAAUUAUCAGACAUCCGAUUAUUCGCACUUAACCGAGCUGCCUCAUAUCCAAAACUAUUUGCACUCGGUUAGGUACAUUGAAGAGUUGCAGAAGUUCGUCGAGGAUGACCAGUACAAGUUGUCGCUGAAGUUGGAACCGCCGCCCAGCAUCCAAGCGUCGAAUUCGAAAGAGGCGAUUAGCAAUAUGGACGUGGCGACGAUCGCCUCUUUAAAUUUGUCACCGGCCAAGGCGUCCGGCGGAUCUUUACGUCUGCACGCUAUAACUUCGAGCGGCAAGUACAUUCCAGGCCAUAGGAAGUGCAACAGUCUCGGCACUAAAUUUCGUAGCGCAAGUCUUCCUCGCAAUUUUAACAAACAGGGUAUAUCAUCUGUAACGGUAUCGUGGGGUUUGUUCGGCAAAACUCACGGCGGCACGUCGAUCGACGUGAAGGAAUUCGCCAAGGGUCUGCAUCUGCUCGAUGAUUCGGAACUGGAGGACGAGACCAUGUGCCUCGGCGGCAACGAUCCGCCGUCGCCGUCGACUGAAGUUCCUUUUCGGGCGUCGUUCCAAUCGGAGGAAGACUGCACGUUGCUGUCUAGGUCGACUGAUGAGGCUUUGCUGACCAAUGACAGCUUUAAUACAAUGCAAGGUUGUGUGCGAAGAAAAGCAAUACUGAAAGAAGGCCGCAAACCGGCUGUCGCAUCCUGGCAGAGAUACUGGCUUCAAAUUUGGGCGUCUUCUUUAGCUUACUUCUCUCCUAAGAAUUUUAAAGGUUCUCGCCGUUCGGAUUUUAAAAGUGAACCUUGCAAAAUGAUGUCACUUGUAGGUUGUACCGUAAAACUUAGUGAUAAUCCGUUGCAUUUGGACACAUUUCACAUUAUCGAUCACCAUCGAGGAAAUGUCUACAAAUUCAAAACGGGAAGCCAAAGUACCGCGGACAAAUGGUGCCGUCGCUUACAGCACGCUUCGUCGGGCGAGACCAAUCCGUUGCCCGCAAAUUUAAUGUCAUUUGAAUAAUUCGCGUUGGCGAAGAGCGAAUUUUUUCCAGUAAUUGAUGUGCUUCGAAGAGUAUCUAAUUUUAAGUCCUAGGCACCAGUGUUCAAUGUGAUUUUUUUUCCUGUACAUGUUCAUUUUAUUAAGUUUUGUAUUAAAUUAGUUUAGCGCUUUUAUACAAUAAAUAUUUCUAAUUAC
Molecule: messenger RNA, 2240 nt
Organism: Photinus pyralis (common eastern firefly)
Lineage: Eukaryota; Metazoa; Arthropoda; Insecta; Coleoptera; Lampyridae
Product: ras-specific guanine nucleotide-releasing factor RalGPS2-like
Exons: 12
Coding region: 249-2066 (605 amino acids)
Biological process (GO): positive regulation of GTPase activity; Ras protein signal transduction
Cellular component (GO): plasma membrane
Molecular function (GO): guanyl-nucleotide exchange factor activity
Source: RefSeq, a predicted model, not a curated record